GACUUUGAGGAGUUAAGAAAUGUGGGAGUUUUCUUCUCCUCCUUCUGCCAGGCACAGAAAUUCUUUAUAAAUACGUAGGUCUUGAAUAGGCUUGGAAGCCCUAAGAUCUGUGGACAUUGGGUAUUCUCUUUGGGUCGCUGGCACCUUGAACUCAUCUUCCCAUAGGGCCAUAUCAAGAUCACCAGAAGACAGCUCAGCCUGAAAACAGGACUUCCUCCCAAGAUGGAAAACCUUGCUGACAACUUCUCCUGCUAUGACCCAUCCAUUGUUGGCUACCGCUACUUGUCAGUGAGCUGGGGCAUUGUGGUGACAAUCACUGGCACUGUGGGCAAUAUCCUGACCCUGCUCGCUUACGCAGCUGACACUAAGCUGCAGACACGCUUCAAUCUCCUCAUCAUCAACCUGACCUUCGCUGACAUCCUGUACUGCACCUUCUUGCAGCCCUUCUCGGUGGAUUCCUACCUCCAUCUCCACUGGCGGGCGGGUGCAGACUUCUGCCGCAUCUUUGGGAUGUUGCUCUUCGUCUCCAACUCGGUCUCCAUUUUGACCCUGUGCCUCAUCGCCAUCAGCCGGUACCUGCUCAUUGCCAACACCCCUCUCUUUGACCGCAUCUUCUCCCGUCUUGGGGUGAUACUCAUCUCCCUGGCCACCUGGGUGGUUGGCAUUGCCAGUUUUGCACCCUUGUGGCCGGUCUAUGUCUUGGUGCCCAAGGUCUGCACCUGCAGCUUCCAUCGCAUCCGUGGCCGGCCCUACACCACCAUCCUCAUGGCCCUCUACUUUGUGGUGGGUCUCAGCUGUGUCGGUGUCUUCUACUUCCUCAUCCAUCGCAAAGUCAAAAGUGCUGCCCAGGCCCUGGAUCAGUACAAGCUCAAGAAAGCCAGCCUAAAAGGAGCCCAUGUGGCUGGAACCAGCUCGGCCACAGCUGGACGCUAUCAAGAGCUCGACAGUGGGGUGGACAGUGCCAGUCCAUCCCAGCAUUCCUGUGAAGCCCUGCCCUCUGACUCCACUUCCAAGACCCUUGUUGCGCCAGCUUCUGACAGCAGUGCAAAUACUCCUCCCACACCUCAGCCUGCGGCCCCACCUAAGAAAAGCACACCCAAGGACAGCAACUCCGAGUUCCGCCGAGUGACGCGCAUGUGCUUUGUGGUCUUCAUUUUCUUUGUCAUCUGCUACAUCCCCUUCAUGCUAGUCAACAUUUUUGAUGCCAAAAACCGGGCUCCGACCGUCCUGCACAUGAUUGCUGCCAAUCUCACAUGGCUCAAUAGCUGCAUUAACCCAGUGCUUUAUGCUGCCAUGAACCGACAGUUUCGUGAGGCUUACAAAGGUGUGAUCUACCGGUUUGCUCAGAAAUUCAACAGGUGUUGUUAAGCUACUGGGAUCUGGUCAGGUUACCUCCGUCUUCAUGGAAUGGACCUGUUUUCAGAACAGGUUUCUGAACCCUGGUUUGUCCUAGGGAAUGGGAUGCCGCCAUGAAACUGCCUGGCUUUUCCUGCUGAAAACCUAAUUCAGAGAUCUUCAUGGGUUGUUUCCCCUGAUUUUUGCUACUGUAUUUUGUCCUGUACUCUGUGGCCCACAGGUAGUAGGGAAACCCAACUGGAUUGAUUAAAUGGACCUUGUUGGCACUGUGGAAAUCUCCCUUUUGGAUUUGUAGCCAGUGACAGUAGCAUGGUUGGCCUUGCCAAGCUCUGGGUAUGGCCAACAUCCUGAUAGGAGUAGGUCCUACGCAGCCCAUGGACCUCAUACAUCCCAGCCUCCUAAAGGGAGUUUUCAUCCCUUGAUGCUGCCGCUGCCACCACAACCAACGGUGCUUCUGCUGUCUUCACCAGAAUUACCUGGUCAAAAAUCAUCAGCCUAGCGAAAAGGCUAUACAGUACCAGCCCUUCACAAGGGAGCCAUUCUGACCUGGACAUGUGAUGCAAGAAGAUACCCUUAUGCCAUGGCAAGCCGCCACUGCUGUCACCACCAAAUUGUCUUGCAACUGUGACAGCUUAGGGGCCUCAACUCUUGCUACCACAUUUUGAAAGCUGCUGUAAUGGUGGCAGGAAUUGUGGAUUGGACAACAAUACACAGCCCUUCACCAUCCCUGGGAGCUUGCCCAGGCCUCUCCUACAGCAAAUGUUGCUCCUUGGUGUGCAUCCAUUCAUUGUCUCAUAGAGGCAUGUACAUGCAAUGCUACACAGCCUGCACUUUCCUCUUUCUUGUGAACAGAUUUGUAAAUGCAUAUUUAUAUUGAUCACCUUUACUUGGCACUCGACUUACCCAAACUAUGCAUCUGUUUUAUCACUUGAAGCACAAGAUAGAUCUUAUUAACAUCUAUAUGCUGACUUCCUUUCCACUCCGAGAUGGUGCACAAACUUUCAGCCCUUCCUUUCAAAUCCUUUGGUGGUUUUUCCCUCACUUAUCUCUCUGAUCUUAUUAUAACCCAAUGGAUAUUUCAUCAGAGGCUUUUAGUCACUCUGCUCCACCAGCCUCAGCCACCUAAACAUCUUCUGGACUCACAGCCUCUCCCUUCCUCUAUUGCUGCUUCCCAACCCUACACCCCCCCCCGACCUAGAACAGCUCCCUUUAUU
Pogona vitticeps (central bearded dragon) is the source of this 2570-nucleotide messenger RNA. RefSeq names its product G protein-coupled receptor 84 (gene GPR84). The record is from RefSeq and is a predicted model, not a curated record. Lineage: Eukaryota; Metazoa; Chordata; Lepidosauria; Squamata; Agamidae. Gene Ontology annotation, biological process: neuropeptide signaling pathway. Gene Ontology annotation, cellular component: plasma membrane. Gene Ontology annotation, molecular function: urotensin II receptor activity.